Molecule: messenger RNA, 2383 nt
Organism: Perca fluviatilis (European perch)
Lineage: Eukaryota; Metazoa; Chordata; Actinopteri; Perciformes; Percidae
Product: cytohesin-1-like
Exons: 12
Coding region: 348-1550 (400 amino acids)
Biological process (GO): regulation of ARF protein signal transduction
Molecular function (GO): guanyl-nucleotide exchange factor activity
Source: RefSeq, a predicted model, not a curated record
CCCUCAUAGACACACACUCAGAUACACACUUGUCCUCAUUUAGCAGCAGGCUUGCUCCCCUCUGUUGGAAUGAGUGCCUGAGGAUUAAGAAGCAGGGAGGCUGGACUAGAGGACCACAGGAUUGGGAUUGGAGGGCUCGGGCAGGACUGGAUUAUUGUUGGAGAAACCAGAUUGGACUGCAGAAAACAGGCUGUUUUCUACUGGGAUUGGUGACUCAGUUAGACUUGUGGACUCUAUGAAAAAACCUGGGGUGAGAAUGGAAGCUUGUUUUUAGCUGCACUGGGAGUACUGGGACCACUGAGACUGGUGGUGAAGCCACUCAGCAGCAGACAGACGCUUUCUCUGGUAUGAACCUCAGGAUUAUGACACAAAUGUUGCCUGAUGACCUCAGUCCAGAGGAGAGACAGGAGCUGGAAAGCAUCCGCCGCAGAAAACAAGUGCUACUGCAGGACAUACAAAGGCUGAAGGAUGAGAUAGCAGAGGUGACCAGCGAGAUUGACAACCUGGGCAUAACUGAAGAGAGGAAAAGUAUGCAGAGGAAUAAACAGAUGGCCAUGGGCCGAAAGAAGUUCAACAUGGACCCCAAGAAGGGGAUUCGCUUCUUGAUUGACAGCUCCCUGCUGAAAAACACCAGCCAUGACAUCGCCCAGUUUCUCUACAAGGGUGAGGGGCUUAAUAAAACCGCAAUCGGCGACUACCUGGGGGAGAGAGAUGACUUCAACAUUGAGGUUCUGCACGCUUUCCUGGAGUUACACGAGUUCACAGACUUGAACCUGGUUCAGGCUCUCAGGCAGUUCCUGUGGAGCUUCAGGCUGCCGGGUGAGGCUCAGAAGAUUGACCGCAUGAUGGAGGCGUUCGCCCUGCGAUACUGUCGCUGUAACCCCGGAGUGUUUCAGAGCACAGAUACCUGUUAUGUGUUGUCGUUUGCUGUGAUCAUGUUGAACACCAGCCUACACAACCCUAAUGUGAAGGACAAACCCUCCGUUCAGAGAUUCACAGCGAUGAACAGAGGCAUCAAUGAUGGAGGAGACCUGCCAGAGGAGCUACUCAGGAACCUGUACGACAGCAUCAAGAAUGAACCCUUUAAGAUCCCGGAGGAUGAUGGAAACGACCUCACACACACCUUCUUUAACCCCGACCGAGAAGGAUGGCUGCUGAAACUCGGAGGUGGACGAGUUAAGACCUGGAAGAGACGCUGGUUCAUUCUUACAGAUAACUGCCUCUACUACUUUGAAUACACAACUGAUAAAGAACCCAGAGGAAUUAUUCCACUGGAAAAUCUGAGUGUCAGAGAAGUCGAUGACUCCAAGAAACCGAACUGCUUCGAGCUCUUCAUCUCCGACCACAAAGAUCAGGUGAUCAAAGCAUGCAAGACGGAGGCAGACGGACGCGUCGUCGAGGGAAACCACACUUUUUACAGAAUCUCUGCCCCGACCGCAGAGGAGAAGGAUGAAUGGAUCAACAGCAUCAAAGCUGCCAUCAGCAAAGACCCGUUCUACGAGAUGCUGGCUGCUCGGAAGAAGAAGGUCUCCUCUCUGAAGGGGCUGUAGAGCUGCUGAGGAUCAAACGUUGAAAGUUUAGACUUAAUGCCGCUGACUGGAUGUGGACCUGAUCCUCCUGCUGCUGCAGUGACACGUGGACCUUACAGAGAGGAUUCAGCUUUAAAAGAAGCUGUUGUCACCUUUUUGAACUGGCGCACCUUCAGUAUCGACACCUCGUUCUCUACAGCUUUUGUUUAAAGUUUAAUUUCCCAUAUAGAGAUAAAAUCAGUCGAAAACCUUUUUUUUUAUUUUUUUUAUUUAUCCUCCUUUUGAACACUCUACUUCUGCAGUACUGUAUCGAUGCUGUGCUCUCUGGUUGGAAGUACCGCUCCACCUACAAUCUGCUGUAAUGUCUGAUUUCCCUCAGAGCCACCUCAUACAUACUCUCUGUUUGGUCUCAACAGGAGAUGUUUUCAGUCAGAAUGGAACUUACUGAUACAUGAAUUAAUUGAGUUCGCAUUUAAACACAAGGUGAGAAAAAGACACCUGCUGAUGUUUGAUAAAAGCCUUUCUUCACAUUGUGAAAGACACUUUCAUCUUCAUUUUGAUCAGUUGAGGUGUUUUUCAGACAUGGAUUAAACCCACAUUAAAACCGUUGAUGAAGAUAUCGGAUGGAAAACCAAUUUAGUCAUCUCGUCUGUGACGCUGGCCUUUGUUUAGUCAGAUUUGCCAUAAAAAGCGCCUUUCUAAGCCAGUUUUCUUACUGCUGUUGGUAUUUUGUCAAAGAACUGUUAAUAAAAAUGAAGGUCAUGCAUAAAUAGCUAAUUAUUUAUUUAUCCAGAUUUGUUGUAAUUUAUUGUUCGGAGUUUUGUGUCAUUAAAGGCUUGCAAACCGACAUUCAA